AUGCUUGAAUCACUUGUCGCAAGUCUUUUGAACAGGUUUUUGGGAAAUUACGUUGAAAACUUCGAUCCAAAGCAAUUGAAUAUUGGUAUUUGGAGUGGUGAUGUUAAACUUAGAGAUUUGAGAUUAAAAAAAGAAUCUUUAGAUAAACUAGAACUCCCGAUUGAUGUCAAGUUUGGUCACUUGGGUGAGUUGACUUUGCAAAUCCCAUGGUCCAAUUUGAAAGGGAAACCAGUAAAGGUGACUAUAGAAGAUGUUUACUUGUUAGCAUCGCCUAUUUUGCAAGACAAAUAUAACCACGAGGAAGAAAUUAGAAGAGAAUUGGCUCUCAAGUUUCAGCGGUUAAAUGAUCUAGAGAUUUUGAACAAGGCUAAUCCAACAAAUAGUCUUUCACCAGAAGAUGCCGCUAAAAACGAAAGUUUCACUGAAAGUCUUGUUACAAAGAUCGUUGAUAAUUUACAAGUUCAAAUUAAGAACAUUCAUAUCAGGUAUGAAGAUACAGAGUGCAUAUUUACAGAUACCCCAUAUGCAAUUGGUGUGACAUUGAAUGAGUUGUCCGCUAUUUCAACAGAUGAAGAUUGGAAACAUACAUUUAUCUCGGUUUCUCAACAAUUGACUCAUAAAUUAUUGACUUUGAAAUCAUUAUGCUGUUAUUGGAACACAGAAACAGCUUCCAUAUAUACUGAAGACCAUGAGGAGCUUUUGACAAAAUUUAAAAACUCAAUUAUUGACCAAGAUAAUUUGUCACAAUAUGAGGAAUUUACACAAUUUAUUUUGAGACCAGUGAGUGGAACAGGUCAUUUAACUGUCAACAAGCUAGGAACAACAGAAACCCAACCUCAUCUCAAAACAGAAUUAUUUUUUGAAGAUUUCAGUGUUGAUUUGGAUUCUCACCAAUAUAGAGAUGCUCUAUGGACUGCUUCCAAAUUCCAUUGGUAUAACAAAACACACAAAUUCAAAAGAUUCAAACCAACAGUUCCACUUGAAGGUCAUGGAAAAGAGUGGUUCCAAUAUGCUGCCAAGUCUGUGCUAAAUGAAAUCCAUGAAAAGAACUAUAGCUGGAGUUGGGAUUUCCUCGCAAAAAGACGUGAUAAUAGAAAAGCAUACAUCAAGCUUUGGAAACAAAAACUUUUACUUCCUGAUAUAAAUCAGCCUUUGAAAGAUGUGGAAAGUCAAAAAGAACUCAGAUCGCUAGAAGAGGAGUUGACUUUUGAAGAUAUAAAGUUCUUUAGAUCAUUAGCUAAAAGUGAAUUGAGAAAGGAGAGACUAGCAAAUGCUGAGUCUGCACCAGCUGCUCAAACAGCUACUUCUGAAGCUACAAACCAAAAUAGCGGUGGUUGGUUUUCCUCUUGGUGGUCAAAGGGGGCAGAAACAAACACUAAUGAAAAUAAAUUGGUUUUAACAGAUGAACAAAGAGAAGAGCUUUAUGAUGCUAUUGAAUUUGAUGAGACUCGGGCUUUAAGUGAAGCAGUCAAUAUUCCAAGAGAUCGUGUUAAUCUCGAAUUAUCUGCACAAUUGAAAAGAGGUGGUUUCACUAUCAAGAACAGAGAAUCUAAAAAGAAUUUGGCUGAAGUGAUUUUCGAAGGUUGUGCCACUCAAGUUUAUCAAAGACCGGAUUCGUUCUUAGCUAAUUUCACAUUGCAAGAAUUGAAAGUUGAAGAUGGUACAGAGUCUACACUUUAUAAACAUGUCGUUAGUGUGAAACCUCUCAAUACAGAGCUGGAGACUCAAGAAAGUUCAGAGCCAUUCUUCAGAGUUUCGUUUGAGAAAAAUCCACUAGAUGGUUCAGCUGACUCUGCAUUGUUGGCUAAAUUAAGAAGUAUGACAAUUUUUUAUCAUGCCCAUUUCAUUAAUGAAAUCAUUAGAUUUUUCACGCCACCUAAAGCACAUUUAAAUACAAUCAAUGCUAUCUUAAAUGCUGCAGAAGCAACUAUGGAAGGUCUUACUACUCAAACAAGAAUGGGAUUGGAGGCUAUUUGGGAAGAGCAUAAGACUAUCAAUGCUAAACUAGAUCUCCAAGCUCCUUUGAUCAUUCUUCCUUUGGAUGCAAACUCCUGGUCUUCACCUUGUGCUGUUAUUGAUGCUGGUCAUAUUAGCUUGAUAAGUGAUCUAGCUGAUAAAGACAAAACAAACAAUAUCAAAAAUUUAUCACAGGAAGAGUAUGAUAAGAUCGAUGUUGAAGAAUUGAACAGACUGAUGUAUGAUAAAUUUAAUUUACACCUUCAAGAUACUCAGGUUCUAAUUGGCCCCACUAUAAAGUCAACAAUUGAACAGUUACACAAUUCAGAUGGAAAUACAUCAACUAUCCUUGAUAAAUUAGACAUGAAGAUGCUAUUGGAGCUAUCAAUAUUACCAAAGGCACCAAACCUCGCCAAGAUCAGAGUGACUGCAAACCUUCCUAGCUUCAUUGCUAAGAUGAAUGAUUAUCAGUACAAAAUAAUGAUGCAACUCAUUGACAAAUGUAUGCCAGACUUUAGUAUUGGUGAAGAAGCUGAAGAACCAAAAUCUUCGUCGCCAUUGAACUUGGUUCAACCAAUGGAUUCCAGCUUGAAUAUUGAUGAUCUAAGUGAAAGUGAUUCGAAUGAUCAAUCUGAAGCAGCUUCACUGAAAAAUGCUGGUAAGCAACAUGAUUUUGAAUUCAACUUUAAUGUUGACAAGGUUCAGUUAUUAUUGUCGAAAUGUAAUGAUGGUACAACUAUGGCUGCAGAUCCAAUAGUUGAUCUAGUUGCUGAGCAUUUUGAGUUGGAAUUUUUCAAAACCUCUACAGGUAUGCAUGUUGACUUGGUGCUUUCAACUUUUAACAUUGAAGAUUAUAUUGAAAAUUCUGGUCCUCAAGAAUUUAGAAAAAUUGUUUCUUCUAAUAAUUUUACUGAAGAAGAGAAAAUUGAUAAUACAAAAGAUAUCUUUAGGUUGAAUUAUGAUAGAACACAGAGGAUGGUGAAUCAUGAUGGUAAACAGAUUGAGGUUUUCGAUCAAGAUGUUGAUCUCCAUUUAUCUGCUUUAAAGGUUAUUGUUACUAGAAAGAGUUUAUUGACCAUUCUCAACUUCAUUUUGACAACAUUCACAGAUCCAAAUCCAGAAGAAACACCAGCUGAUGCUUUGAGACAUAAUGAUUCCUCUGCAAUUGAAACAUCCCCACAACAAAUUAGAGUCAAUGUUAACCUUGAAGGUAUCAUUCUAGCCUUAAAUGAUAGUGGAAUAAAAUUGGCUACUUUACAAUUAUCUACAGCACUAUUUAAUGUUUUUGUGCUACCGGAAAAACUGAAAGUUUAUUCCAAAUUAGGAGCAUUAACUGUCUAUGAUGAAAGUAAUGAAGGUUCACCUAGAGAUUCAUUGGCCAGAAAGUUGUUAAGUUUUGAUGGUAAUGAUCUUGCUGAGUUCACCUAUGAAACAUUUGAUACUGCUUCUGAUAAAACAUUAGAUUAUCAAAGCAGCUUUACUUUCAAUGCUGGUUCAUUGCGUGUCAACUUCCUUGAGGGUCCUUUAAAUAAGAUUUUGGAUUUUUUGAGUAAAUUUCAAAGAAUGAAAUCACUUUAUGACUCGGCUAGAGAUGCAGCUUUCAAUCAAGUGAACAUUCAAGACCAAAAUUCAAUGCAGUUUGCUAUAACAAUAAAGACUCCGAUUAUUGUAUUCCCAAAAUUGGUUAAUUAUAAUGCUGAUAUCUAUGAUAAUGUUACUCUAUAUCUUGGUGAAUUCUUUGCAAACAACAAGUUUUUAAAAAUAGAUGGGGAUACAAUAAAUAAUAUCAGUUGUGGUUUGAGAUCAACAAAAGUUACCUCAUCUUUUUACCAAGGGGAAGUCAAUCAACUGCUCAAAAUUAUUGAAGAUAUGGAUUUGACUUUUGAUGUGAAGUUCAAUGAAAAUGCUACUGAGAAGCCACAGAUGGUGAUUGAAGGUAAAAUGGAUGAAGUUAAUGCGGAAUUGACAGAGCUUCAACUGGGUUAUUUGUAUGCUUUGUCUCAAUCUAUCCCUGCUGUUUUUGAAUUUGAUGAUUCUGAUUCCUUAGCUGAUAUUGAAGAUGCUGCUAUAAAUGCAAACAAGGUUAUUGCACCAAAUGCAACAUAUGGUGGUGAAUCUGAAGUACUACAAAAGCCUGCUACUCCUGUUCCAGUGGAAAAUCCUGAAAACACCAAAAUUGACUUCAAUUUUUCUUUGCCAAAGGUGUCGCUAACUAUUCACAAUAAUACCAAAGGCAUACAAGAUUUAACUAAUACUGGUAUCUCAACCUUUUCAUUAGAAAAAAUUGGUGUCAGUUUUAUUCAAAACUAUGACAGUCAUUUCCAAUCCGAGGUUUAUGUUCAGUCCUUCUCCGCUGAGGACAUUCGUCAAAUUAAAGACAACAAAUUUGCAAACAUCAUUCCAAAAGUCUCUGGUGACAAGCACCACUUCUCAGCCACAGCUUCAACUAACGGUCCUGCUGAUAAAAAGAAUACGGUUGUAGCUGUCAAUGUUAAUAGUCCAAAAUUUAUACUGGCUUUGGAUUACUUGUUUUCGUUGAAAUCAUAUAUUGAUUCAGCCUUAGUGGUGCCAAAUAAUGAGCUCAGCACAAAGUCGAUCACUGAAGGUGAAACACAUAGAUCGGAAUUCAACACAACUAAAUCAAUUACUGCUAAAGAGAAUGAAGAACCCCUAGGUUCUGAAGGGACGUCAAGAUUUGGAAUCACCAUAAAUGUUGUUGAUACAUCAUUGAUAUUGAUUGCAGACCCAACUGUCUCUAACUCUGAAGCUAUUGUUUUCAAAAUUGAACAGCUUCUUGCCUCAAGCCAAAAUAUUUCAACAGCAAGUGCCAAUAACGUUGGUAUGUUCUUGUGUCGCAUGGACCAAUUUGAGAAUAACCGUUUGAGAAUCAUCGAUGACUUUUCAUCUUCCUUGACUAUUGACAAUAGAGGAAGCACAAAAGAGAGUUUGCUUACUUCAAUUCAAAUUUCUGUUGAACCGCUUGUUAUGAGAGUUUCAUUGAGGGAUAUUAGGUUAGCUAUUACAAUUUUCAAUAGGGCAAUGGACCUUGCCAAACAAAAUGGAUUGCUAGAUGAAACCCCUGAUGAUGGAGAAGAAGAGGGUACAAACUAUACAACUUUCACUAAAGAGUUCAGAAAAAAACUUUCAAAGUAUGCACCAAGUAUAAUCACCUCCGUUGGAAGUACUCAUCAGAAGCGCUCUUCAAUUCAAGAACCGGAAAUAGUUAUCAAGGCUGAAGAGCUUACUGCUGAUAUAGAAGGGUUUAGGCUGGUUUUGAUUGGUGAUAUACAUGAGCUACCUGUUCUUGAUAUGUCGGUUAGUCCUUUCCAAGCUACAGCCAAAAACUGGUCUACUGAUUUGGAAGCUGAUACCAGUAUCGAGACAUUUGUCAAUAUUUUCAACUAUGCUAAAUCAUCUUGGGAACCUCUCAUUGAACCAUGGCCAAUAGCAGCGCAUAUAUCAAGGGUGCAGUCACCAAGACAAAAGCUUUUUGUUGAUUUUGUUUCUCGCAAACUCGUUCAGGUUUCCCUUUCGUCUCGUUCAAUUGCAUUGUUGUCUCAAGUUAUGUCAUCCAUCUCCACGGAAGAAGACAUCAAGGCGAGAGGAACUGAAAAACCUUACAAAAUUCUCAAUGAGACCGGUUUUGAUAUAGAAGUUUGGAUUGAUACAAGCAGUGAGAAACCUAGCCUUACAACCAUCAAAGAAGGAGACGAGAUUCCUUGGGAAUUUGAAGACUGGAGAAACAUCCGUGAGAACUUGACAACAGAUAACAAAAAAGGUGUCCUUGGUGUUAAAUUGCUUGAAUCUGGUUAUGAAGAUGUUACCAAUGUCCAUGUCACAAGUGAAGGGGAAGAAAUAUUCAUGCUAACACCACCGGUGAAUGGUAUACAUAGUAGGUUGGCUGUUGAAACUUCAUUGGGUGAAGAUAAUGUCAAGACUAUAAAGUUGAGCUCUACUGUGACUAUUGAAAAUGAUACACAAGUGAAUAUUAUCAUCAAAGGUAAAAAUGAGUUUUUAAUCAAGCAGGGUUGUUCAAGAGCAAUUCCAAUUGACGAAGUUUAUGAUACUCCAAUCUCAAUAAAACCUGAUAUCAAAGUUCCCUUCCAAUGGUCAGAAAAUAGUAUUUUCUGGAAACGUUUGGCAAAAUCAGCUGCUUCUAUUAGAUGUCCAUCUGAAGAUCCAAAUGACACAACUAGUUUCUUCUUCCAAGCUGAGGCAAAGUAUGACAAGGAUGAGCCACUCUCAAGAGUCUACCCCCAUAUGAAGGUUGUUAUCUCUGCUCCACUUGAAAUUGAAAAUUUAUUACCAUUUGAUUUAUCUUACAGGUUAUAUGAUAGAAGUGCAAAGAGAGAUUGGAGAAAUUUCUUGAAGAAAGGAAAUACCAGUCCUGUUCAUGUUGUUAAAUUAGAACACUUCUUAUUGCUUAGUGUGAAACCAGUAGAUUGUGGGUUUGAAAAAAGUGAUUUUGCCAUAAUCAAUGCCCCUAAUAAUAGUGAGUUCAAAAGAGAAAAUCGUCUUGUCACCAAAAACGAAGAUGGUCAAAAAUUGCAGUUGAAUAUUCAUUACAGUGCUACUAGAAAUGAGGGUGCUGGUAUUAAAGUUGUCAUUUAUGCUCCUUACAUCAUUCUUAACCGUACGGGCAGAGACUUGUUCAUCAGUGAAAAAUAUAAUGUGCUACAAUCAAAGGUUGAGACUAACGAUGAUAUGAUAAAGAGCACUGCUCCAAAAAUGUUCUCGUUUGAAGAGAAACGAGAUCGUGGCAGUCGUGCUUUGGUUAGGCUCGGUGAUUCACAGUGGAGUAAACCAGUCAGUUUUGAAGCUAUUGGUAGAACGAGUGAGGUUGCGAUGCAAUUACCAAACAAGAAGUCAGAGAUGAAUGUUGGUAUCGAUAUCAAAGAGGGUCAAGGAAAAUAUAAAUUGUCAAAAGUGGUUACAAUUUCACCUCGUUACAUCAUCAAGAAUAAUCUUCAGUCCGGUAUUGAAAUACUAGAUAUUGGAUCUUCAGACUCCCUCCAUUUGGAAUCCGGUAAGCUGGAACCAUUAUAUAAACUACCAAGAGUUGAAGAGAAGCAACUGAAAUUACGUUUGCCUGGAGGAAAAUCAAAAUGGUCUUCUCCUUUCAAUAUCAAAGAUAUUGGGUCAAUUUUUUUGAAAGUUUAUGAGCAAGAUGUUGGGCAGGUUCUUCUUAAAGUUGAUGUUUUACUUGAAGAGUCAACUUUGUUUAUUCAUAUUGAAGAUGCAAAGAACCGUUGGCCGUUCUCAAUUCGUAACUUUAGUGACCAAGAGUUUAUAUUUUAUCAAAAGAAUCCAAACUUGAAUGAAAACGAUGAGGUGGUGACAGGAGACGGAACCCCAUUCAAGCCAAUUUACUACAAGAUUCCUCCAAAAAGUGUCAUGCCAUAUGCUUGGGAUUAUCCUGCUGGUAUUAUAAAGGAGCUGGUAUUGAGAGCUGAAGGAAGAGAAAGAUAUAUUCAACUCGCUGAAAUUGGUAAUCUUCGUCCAAUGAGGCUAUCUAACUCAGGAACGAUAGUCGAUUUGAAUGUUGUUGCAGAUGGUCCAACCCAAUCAUUGGUUAUUUCCAAGUAUGAGCCUUCUAAUAGUCUUUACAAACUAAGAGAUGUACAAACUGCGUCUUCAAUUUCAGUUAACCAAAAUGACAGAUUUGAGGCGGAAGAUGAAGACUCGGAUAUACUGAAUAAGAUUUUGUUCAAGUUCGAAGGUAUUGGUAUUUCUUUGAUCAACACCAGACUACAGGAAUUGUGUUAUAUUUCAGUGCGUGGUAUUGAGCUACACUUUAAUGACUCUGAGCUCUAUCAAACUGCAAGCUGUAAAUUGAAAUGGAUUCAAAUUGAUAAUCAAUUGUAUGGUGGAAUUUACCCAAUUAUUUUAUAUCCAACCGUUGUUCCACAGUCUUCAAAAGAGAUGAGCAACCAUCCGGCCUUUUCAGGCGCAAUCUCAAGAGUUAAAGAUGAUAGUUAUGGGGUAACCUAUGUCAAAUAUGCAACUAUGUUACUGCAGGAAAUGUCUUUGGAGAUUGAUGAAGAUUUCUUGUUUGCGUUGCUUGAUUUCUCUAAGGUUCCCGGCGCGUCUUGGAACAAGGAAAUCCAUGAUGUGUUGUGUGAAGAUGUUAUAAUCAUUCCAGAGCCUAUCAAUACCACUGGUGGGAAUGAUAUCUAUUUCGAAGCUUUACAUUUCCAACCAACUCAAUUGAAUUUGUCUUUUGUGCGUACUGAAAGAAUCAAUGUUGAAGAUAAAACAAACUCGCAAAAUCCUGUCAUGUUUUUCUUCAAUGUGUUGACUAUGGCCAUAGGUAACAUCAAUGAUGCGCCAAUAAAGUUGAAUGCAUUGUUUGUUGAAAAUGUCAGAGUUCCUAUACCAGUGCUAAUGCAAUCUGUUCAAACUCAUUAUGGUCAAGCAUUCUUUUAUCAAAUUCACAAAGUUCUUGGUUCUGCUGAUCUUAUUGGAAACCCAGUGGGAUUGUUUAAUAAUAUCAGUUCCGGUGUGAUGGAUAUCUUUUAUGAACCAUAUCAGGGUUUGGUUAUGAAUGAUCGUCCUCAAGAACUUGGUAUCAGUGUUGCUAAAGGUGGAUUAAGUUUCUUGAAAAAGUCUGUAUUUGGGUUUUCUGAUAGUUUCGCUAAAGUUUCAGGUUCCAUUGCAAAAGGUUUAACUGUCGCAACUAUGGAUAAGCAAUUUCAAGAGCGUCGUCGUAUGACAAGAAGAAGAAAUAGACCAAAACACGCUUUGUACGGAUUUAGUGCUGGGGCUUCGUCCUUUGUUGAUGGUAUUUCCAGUGGUAUCUCUGGUGUGGCAUUGGCACCAGUGAAAGGUGCAAGUGAAGGUGGUGCCUCUGGUCUCUUCAAAGGUAUUGGUAAAGGUAUAAUUGGUCUUCCAACUAAAACUGCUAUUGGUGUUUUUGACUUAGUCAACAAUGUUAGUGAAGGUAUCAGAAACACAACUACAGCAUUUGAUGCUGAUGGUAUUGAUAAAGUUCGUUUACCAAGAUAUAUUUCUCAUGAUGCUGUCGUAAGACCAUUUUCUGAAAGAGAAGCUCAAGGUCAAUUUUGGUUGAAAACUGCAGGUGGUGGUGAAUAUGUGAAUGAAGAUUAUUUGGCUCAUGUUGUCUUGCCUGGUGAAGAAAUGGCUAUUAUUGUCACUUACAAGCAUAUUUUCUUGAUUUCCAUAACUUCCCUAGAGGUUGUUUGGUCAAUUUCUUAUGAUGAGGUCAAGUCAAUUACACAAGAGAAAACUGGUAUCAAAAUUGGCUUAACUAAUAGAAAGCAAGGUCCUUUCAUUCCAUUGCCUGAUCAAAACUCACGCAAGUUCCUUUACAAACACAUCGGAGUUGCAGUUAAUGAGUAUAAUAAGCAUUGUCAAGUCAUUCCUUAA
Hansenula anomala is the source of this 9342-nucleotide messenger RNA. RefSeq names its product membrane morphogenesis protein VPS13 (gene VPS13). The transcript is spliced from 2 exons. The record is from RefSeq and is a predicted model, not a curated record. Bases 1 to 9342 code for a protein of 3113 amino acids. Gene Ontology annotation, cellular component: extrinsic component of membrane. Gene Ontology annotation, biological process: protein targeting to vacuole; mitochondrion organization; late endosome to vacuole transport. Lineage: Eukaryota; Fungi; Ascomycota; Saccharomycetes; Phaffomycetales; Wickerhamomycetaceae.